AUGGCGUCUCCGCCCAAUGCUGAGCCGCCACGGCGUGCUGCAGCAGCAGCAACCUCCAGCAGCACCAGCUCCAGCUCCGGCUCCGGCUCCAGCUCCAGGGACGAGGGCGCAGGCCUAUCGCAGUCACUCAGCCAGCUGUCACUCGGCCAGCGUGGUCCGCGAUCUCCCGGCCUCUCGCCAUCGCCCUCGACGCCUCGGACGCCCUUAAAUGCCCCGAGCCAUGCCUCUCCCUCCACCUCUCCCUCUGCCCGCGCUCCCUCCCUCAGUCCCUCAGGCAGAGACUCGCGAGCUGCAACCCCCACCCUCGUCCGCAAAGCCUCGAUGAACUCCCUGCACUCGGCCAGUGGCCUCGGCUCUUCGCGGCCUCUAUCCAGGCGCUCCAGCCUGGGCGUCAUGUCACCGGGCUUGAGGGCGUCCUUUGGCAAUCCCGAGCCCGAGUGGCGGCCCCCGGUGACGCCCAGCUCCGUGGCGAACGGCCACUUCAAGGACGAGCUCGAGGCCCAUCACGGCCCCGUGUCCACGCUCUACACCGAGACGGUUGUCGUCCUGAACGAUGCCGUCUACGGCCACCGCUUCUCGCGCCCACGCACCCCCAAGAGCGCCCUCAACACCAUCGUCGAGCGCCCUGAGCGGAUCAAGGCCAGUGUUCUUGGUGUGUCUGCGGCCUAUGUUCGUCUCGGCGAGCGUCACAGCGACGGCGCGCUGCCCAUCUUGCCCAAGAGCAAUGUCCACAUGCUGCCCAGCAUCCCCUUUCGCAUCCACAAGACGGACCGGAGGCUGUCACUACUGUCACCUGCCGUCACCAAUGUACAUGGCACCAAAUGGAUGGAAGAGUUCAAGAUGAUGUGCGAGUCGGCCGAGUCCAUCUUGGCUCGUGGAGGAAAGGAGCUGCAGAGGCCGUCCAUAACCCGGGGCCCCGACCAUGCUGCCCCUGAAACGCUGCACGAGGGCGACCUCUACCUUUGCAACGAGUCGCUAGAAGCCAUCGAGGGUGCUUUGGGUGCAGUGUGCGAGGGCGUGGAUGCCGUCUUCUCUGCCGGGCCGCGGCGUGCCUUUGUUGCCGUUCGGCCUCCGGGACACCAUUGCUCUGCCAACCUGCCGUCAGGCUUCUGCUGGGUCAACAAUGUCCACGUGGGAAUCAUGCAUGGAAUCCUCAACCAUGGCCUGACGCAUGCCGCCAUCAUCGACUUUGACUUGCAUCACGGAGAUGGCUCCCAAGCCAUCGCCUGGGCGCACAACUCUCGAUCCAUGGCCGCGACCAAGAACCAUGCCGCCUGGAAGAAGACGUCCAUCGGCUACUUUAGCCUGCACGACAUCAACUCUUAUCCCUGUGAGAAUGGCGACGAUGACAAGAUCAAGAAUGCAAGCAUCUGCAUAGAGAAUGCGCAUGGCCAAAACAUCUGGAACGCUCACCUGCAGCCGUGGAAGACAACCGAGGAGUUUUGGGAUCUCUACGAGACGAGAUACUCGAUACUUCUCGACAAGGCACGUAGCUACCUCAGAGGCCAAGCGGAAAGGCUACGAGACGCAGGCGCCAGCCCGCGAGCCGUCAUCUUCCUGUCUGCUGGAUUCGAUGCGAGCGAAUGGGAGAGCGCGGGAAUGCAGCGCCACAAGGUCAACGUGCCCACCGAGUUCUAUGCUCGCCUCACCCAAGACGUGGUCCGACUGGCCGCAGAGGAGGGCCUCUGCGUCGACGGCCGCAUCGUCAGCGUCCUGGAGGGCGGCUAUAGCAACCGAGCACUGACUUCCGGCAUCAUUAGCCAUCUCAGUGGCCUCGUAGGGAAGCAGAACGUUCCUCAUCGAAGCCGCCUUUCUUUCCCGCAGGGUGAUGACUACAACGAGGAAGAUGACCACGUCCCGCACUCCCCCGCUUCCAUCAACCCGUACGAUCCCUCGUGGUGGUCGGCUCGUGAGAUGGACAAGUUGGAGGCCGCUGUAGCGCUCCCUGAUAUUACGCCGAAGAAGCCGCGUAUGGCUACGCCCCCGACCUACUGUACGCCGACGCAUGCUUCUACGGCCAGGGCUGUAGACCCUCUCAGGAUGCGGCGAAGCAUGUCGACUCUGGUCAACAGGUCGACAGUCUCCAGCCGCUCUCCAUCUCCGUCGCCCCCUGAGAUCCCAUGGACGGUUGCUGCAAGCGAGCUGUCGAAGCUCCUCAUCCCACGAGAUCGCCAAACCGACAGCUGCACUUUUGAGGAACUGAACGCCGAUGCCGCACGGGUACGACGCGACAGACAGUCCGCUGGCACUCCGGAACUCGAGCGAUCAGCAUCGAGGAUGUCGCUUCGCGACCGCAAGCCUCGGGCCAUUGACCCCAUCCAGGAGGAGCACCAGUCUCGGCAGACGAGGGACCGGAGCAAGACUGUGGCCACCAUUGCAGCAGAAAAGGCGACCGCUCGCGGACAGACGCCGCAACCCAUUAUCGGUCUGCCUCCGAAGAAGUCCAACCGACGGCUUACCGCGUCGUCGGCUGUUCCCGCGCAACGCAGCGUCUCUCGUGCCGCAGCAACUCACGAGGAACUGCCCCUUCGGCCUUCAACCUCCGCGGGGCCUAUCGCCGGGAGGCCCCUCUCAGUUGCAGGGCACCAGGCCCAGAGCCCCGGCUCUACUGGCAGAAUUACCGUCAGGAGAUCGCGGCCCACCUCAUCGAGCGGCGAACCCGCCCCUAGGUCGCCCAUGGUCGAAGCCGGAAAAGAAGCUCCUGCGCAAGGAACUACGGCACCUGCAGUAUCAAGGCUGGACGCUACUAUUGACGACAUGGAUAAGAUCACCAAAGGAAUCAAAAAGAUCAAGAUCAACUUAAUCACCCAGUCGCAAAAGGAGGCACGGGAGAAGGCCCGCCUCGAGGCUGAGGCCGCAGCUGCAGCCGCUACCGCGUCUGGUGAGCUGCGUCCCUCCCUGUCAACGCCCAACUUUGAGCACGUUACACCAAGGACUCUUUCUCCCGAAGCGAGACAGGCCGUUCCAAACGUGAGCUCGCCUCGCUCGGCCAAGGCGAGCGAUGAGGCUCAUGAGUUUCUCCAGUACCAGCCUGAAGGGCCACCUCCGGUGCCCAUGACGUCCCAGGAGCCGCUCAAGUGGCUUCCCCCGUCGCUUCCUGCUGGCCCUCCAACGGUACAGCCCGGCCUCGUGAAGAAGAGCAGCACGCUCUUCCAGUAUGGCGGCAGCGGCACCAUUCCCUUUGCCAAGCAGCCGGCUAACCGAAGCCCGCCUGCUCAGAAGGCACAGAGACAGCCAAGCGGUUCUGUCAGGGGCACCCUUUCGCCCAAGAAAUAG
Trichoderma reesei QM6a is the source of this 3276-nucleotide messenger RNA. RefSeq lists its product as uncharacterized. Lineage: Eukaryota; Fungi; Ascomycota; Sordariomycetes; Hypocreales; Hypocreaceae. Gene Ontology annotation, molecular function: histone deacetylase activity. The record is from RefSeq and is a predicted model, not a curated record. Bases 1 to 3276 code for a protein of 1091 amino acids. The transcript has 3 exons. Gene Ontology annotation, cellular component: nucleus.